Messenger RNA from Aspergillus candidus, 2401 nucleotides. Its product is annotated as putative G2/M phase checkpoint control protein Sum2. NCBI's taxonomy places the organism in Eukaryota, Fungi, Ascomycota, Eurotiomycetes, Eurotiales, Aspergillaceae. The coding region runs from base 124 to 1809 and encodes 561 amino acids. The record is from RefSeq and is a predicted model, not a curated record. Gene Ontology annotation, molecular function: mRNA binding. The transcript is spliced from 4 exons. Gene Ontology annotation, cellular component: P-body. Gene Ontology annotation, biological process: cytoplasmic stress granule assembly; P-body assembly.
CCUCCCCCCUCCCCUCUCCACCACCCUCACUCCUAUAAAAUCCUCUUACCUCCCGCUUUCCUCUCUCUCUUUCCUACUUUCUUUUUGUAUUGUGCGCAUUGGCGCGCAACUCCCCCCGUCAGCAUGGAUAUGAACCAUCUCAUAGGUCAGCGGUUCAACCUGAUUUCCAAAAGUGAUAUUCGCUAUGUUGGUACCUUACAUGAGAUCAACCCUGAAGCUUCAACGAUAGCUCUGGAGACUGUUGUUUCCUUUGGGACAGAAGGCCGACGAGGCAACCCUUCGGAAGAGCUUGCUCCCUCUGCCAGCGUCUAUGAAUACAUUGUGUUCCGUGGCAGCGAUGUAAAGGACAUCAGUGUAGCUGAGGAUAAGGAACCGGCAAAGCCCGAACCCCCUCAGGUACCUGAUGAUCCUGCUAUCCUGGGUAGCAUGUCCCGUCCAGGACCUGGUCCUCAAGGUCCCCCCGGGCCUCCCCCUCACUCUCAACCACCCCACCAAGCUCGCCCGGCUCCUCCUGGGUACCCUCCGCAGCCUCCUUUCCAAGGCUUCUAUCCGCCUUACGGACAGAGAUUUGGCGCCCCUGGAUUCCCGCCUGGACCAGGUUUUCCCAACAUGCCUUACGGAGCCCCCCCGGGAUGGUUUCCUCCCCCUGGUCAGGGAUUCCCCCAAGGACCGGGCCAGUUUCCUCCACCUCAAAUGCCCCUCGGACCUCCUGGCCCACACCAGACACCUCCGCCACAGCGACCAGGAGUCCCUGGCGCAGGUCCCGUAAACAUGCCUAGGGCAACUUCAGAGCUCCCGGUUGGCGAAAGACCAUCUAGUAAGCCUGCUAGUCGGGAUGUCACUCCGGCGCCUGCGGCGGCCACACCACAAGUCACUCAGAGUGCUCAGGCGCCCCCAGUUGACUCUAAACCUCCCGUAUCAGAAGCUUCACAGGCCCACGCCGGCGUCACUCACGGUGGGUUUGGUGUGCCUAGGACAGCACCCACUGGACCUAGGAAUGGCCGUGUACAGCCCGCGAUCCCGGUAACGGGCCCUGUCAAACCGCCGGUGCCCACUGUAGCCCAAUCUUCUGCUGGUGCCCCCGGGAAUAAUGUAUCCCAGGGCCAAGCUCAAGCGGCAAUUACCGAGGCCACUCGCGCGGCAACGGCUGCUGUUGCCGCCGCCAUGGCGAAGCUUCCGCAGCCUAAUGCUCAGAAGUCCGCGCCUGGGGACGCUGCUGUCGACGCAAUGACGAAGCAGAUGGCCGAGAUGAAAGCUUAUGAGUCCAGCCGUGUUUCACGGGGUGGUCACCAGAACCGUGGCGGGCGUGGUCGAGGCCAGUAUCAGGGCCAGACGAAGAAAUUCGAGGUCCCCAAGACGGACUAUGACUUUGAAACGGCCAACGCCAAGUUCAACAAACAGGACAUGGUCAAAGAAGCAAUUGCCUCUGGUUCCCCCAUUCAUGAAGCCGAGAACCCUAUGCCUGAGGGUGACGACGAAUCGGCCAGUGCUAGUGCGGAUGGCUACCAGCUUUACAACCGGACCAGCUCUUUCUUUGAUAACAUCUCCAGCGAGGCUCGUGACCGUGAAGAAGGGACUGGCGCCCGACAUGGCGGUCGCGAGUGGCGCGGCGAGGAAGAGAAGCGAAACAUCGAAACCUUCGGCCAAGGUAGCGUCGAUGGGUACCGCAGCAGCUACCGAGGCCGUGGACGAGGCAGAGGUUUCGGCCGUGGUCGGGGUGGUUACAAUCGCGGCUACUCGCGUGGCCGCGGUGGAAUUCGCGGAGGUCGAAAUGCUUCGCAAUCCACCGGCGUGCCUACCCAAACUUGAUACAGCCCAACCUAAACGCUUGGCUGUUUCUUCUUGUCUUUCCAUUCUUCUUUCUUUUUGAUCUUUAUUUCAUGAUCCACUUAGCGACCGUUUGACUUUUUUUUAUCCUGUGUUAUGGAAGUGUCGGAUGACUUCCAUGUGCUUUAUCUGGAAUAUCCCCGGCGUCUGAAGGUGUAUCAUCCUACGGCUAUUAACUCGGGCGUACCAUGCACGAUCUCCUAGGAUCAGCAGGUUACGGUGGCCUUGGUGAAUUCUUCUGGGAAGGCUUCUACUGUGGUGUCGAAUUUUAUGGCGUUUGUCCUUCUGCUUUACGCAUAGGUUGGUUAUGGCCGCCUUGCAUCAUGUCUGGAUUAUGAUAACAUUUGUCUGCUGCGCGUUCGGAUGCAUAACUUAACCCAUGCCGUGGCAUGGGUUUCUCUGGGUCGGAUGUCCGAGUUUAUUUCCUUUCCCCGAUUCCCCAACCCUUGGUGGGUGAUGUUGCUGGCCAGGUCAGCUAAUGCCUCUGACGGAAUACACUUUCUGUACCAUAAUACAGCAAAUCAUUCCCUGAAUGAAAAUCCACAAAAAAAGGAAGGCCAAUUGGUCUACCAAA